This is a messenger RNA of Sus scrofa (pig), 483 nucleotides long. Lineage: Eukaryota; Metazoa; Chordata; Mammalia; Artiodactyla; Suidae. The record is from RefSeq and is a predicted model, not a curated record.
AUGCUGCUUCUCCUGCUCAGCUGCAUCCUGCCCCCUGCCAACGGGAAGAGCUGCCUGCACUGCUGGCCAGAGCUGCCCCCGCUGAUUGAUUAUGACCUACAGAUCCUUUGGGGUACCCCGGGGCCCCCCGCAGAGCUCUCCCAGAGUCAAGAUCAUAUGGAGGAAGCAGCAGGAAAGUUAUUCACUCACAUAGAUCAAGCCAUUAAGAAGUUUCAAGAUGACAAAUCAAGGCUCUUGGAAGAGGUCCGUGUCCUGAAGCAGCAGUUUUCCCAGCAGCUGGAGGAGAAAUCUGAGAAGCUAAAGGAGAAGGACAUUAGCUCCACACUGGAGGUCAUCAACUGUGCCAACUGCAAGACACACUUCCUCACCUGCCAGGACCCCACGCUCUGCCCAGGGACCAGGAGGACCUUCGUAUGGGCAGUGAUCCUGGCCCUGGCUCUGCCCCUGGCAGUCCUUGCUGGAGAUGUUACAUUUUCUGGCUGA